AUGUCGGAGGAAACGCUUUGCUUGGACAUUCCGUCGAUAGAGUCCAUCACAACCCUAUCGAUUGGUACAACAACACGAGUCUGGAAUUACGCUUCGCUCGAUGAUAUUAAGUACGUUCACGACAGUACCUGCUUUACAGACGUCCCUCCUCCACCUCCUUCCACUUUCCACGAUAUCAUCAUCCUUAUCGAUGGGUCUGACAGCUUCAAUGAUCAAAAUGGAUUCGCUGAUGCUCAACGUUUGAUUAACUCCGAUCUGAUUCCAAUGCUCCAGAAUAAACUUGGAAGCCGGGCAAGCGUGACCAUUAUUCAGUUCUCCGGCAUCAAAGCUGGAACAAGCUCAUACAAGCCCGGAUCCGGGGGAAAAGACACUAACUCUGACUACAUGCACUACAUUGUCGAGCAAGAUUGCGUUCCUUUGGAAAACGCUGUCCGAGAGGAAAGCGAAUUCGCAGAAGGACUUGAUGGUAAUAGCCAGCUCUUUCUUUGUUUGCAAGAUUUGAACCUCGAAAGCUACCUGGAAGAAUUUUCAAGGAAGAUUGCAUACGAUGAUGGUCCAAGACGACGCUCUAUGUUCAUUAUUUCUGACGGUGAAUCCGACAUUGGAAAUCUUCAGAGCACAACAAGUGACGGAAUCGCUACUGCCGAGGAGAUUGUUGCUAAAACGAACGAGAAUUACACAACCUAUCCUAUCAUCGUCCGACCAAAAGGAUCGACUGCAGAAGACGAAGCUUUCUUCAAAAAUACUCUGGCGUCUAGUCCACGAAACUUUUUCCGCCUCUCUGACAAAUACUUCGAGCGAGAUCUCAAGAGAGCUGCUAAAGCUCAGAAUAGUUGCGAUUCUUUUUGUCUUGCUGAACUAGAGAGCUGUAUUUCUGCCUGUCCACCGGAAGAUGCAAGCUGCCCAUCAAUCUGUGCUAGAGAAAAUGCUUCCUGUGACAUUGAAUGCGCUGCUUCUGAGUUUGCACUUGUAGUCGGAACAGAUGCCUGGGAUGUGAACUUUAAACUUGAUACCAUUCAAGAAAAUGCUUCGUUUGACUUCCGCGACCAUGAAAUUGACAUGGUGUGUACAGUUGAAUAUGAAGGGGAUUUCUAUGUGAUCGGUGGAUUUUACGACGAGUACCGUGUAUCAAAAGCGAAUGGCUGUCAGUUCAAAACUGUCGCGAGACUACCAAUCGAAAUGUAUCAGCAUCGGUGCACUGUGUGGGAGAAUGACAUUUGGAUGUGUGGAAACGCGGACGAUCCUAAAAAGUGCUACCAUUAUGAUUUACAUAAGUUCGAUGAGGGGCCCGAAUCAACAUUGGAUCAUCGUUUCGGAGGGCUUGUUAAUUAUAAUGAUACUCUCUUACGAAUCGCUGGAUACACCAAUCAAGUAGAAAGCCUCUCUUCGCCAGCGGGAGAGUGGGAAGAUUUCGGUGCUCACUUGACUGACUUCAUCAAUGGUUUCACUACAGUCGUCUUUGAAAAUCACAUCUACACGUUUGGCGGAUAUUCGGCUUUGCAGCAAGAUUACAUAACGAAAAUCAACAAGUACUUUCCUGAAACUCAUUCUUGGGGAGCUGCAGGAUUUCUGGCGAACAAAAGGCAUAAUCACGCAUCCGCUGUUGUUGGGAACACAGUUUUUAUUGCUGGCGGUUAUGGUGAUCUUCCAUUUGAAGCUUUUAACCUUCCCGAAGGUGGUGUGACGGAACUCCAGUCGAAGUUAGAGUACAAAAUCUUCACGGAGCUGAUUCCGAAAUCAUUCCUUACCUGCUAA
Oikopleura dioica is the source of this 1755-nucleotide messenger RNA. Lineage: Eukaryota; Metazoa; Chordata; Appendicularia; Copelata; Oikopleuridae. The record is from the annotation of a GenBank genome assembly.